Epinephelus lanceolatus (giant grouper) is the source of this 2138-nucleotide messenger RNA. It is a transcript of the gene mrps25, whose product is annotated as mitochondrial ribosomal protein S25. The record is from RefSeq and is a predicted model, not a curated record. Gene Ontology annotation, cellular component: mitochondrion. Gene Ontology annotation, molecular function: structural constituent of ribosome. Lineage: Eukaryota; Metazoa; Chordata; Actinopteri; Perciformes; Serranidae.
AUGCCUAUGAAAGGAAGGUUUCCCAUCAGGAGGACUCUGGAGUACCUCCAGAAGGGCGACAUCAUCUUUAAAAACAGAGUGAAGAUCAUGACGGUCAAUUACAACACACAUGGAGAGCUCAGCGAAGGAGCAAGAAAGUUUGUGUUCUUCAGUAUUCCUCAGAUUCAGUACAAAAACCAGUGGCUCCAAAUAAUGAUGUUCAAAAAUAUGACGCCAUCACCAUUCUUGAAGUUCUACCUGGACGACGGGGAGCAAGUUGUGGUGGAUGUGGAAGGGAAGGACCACAAGCAAAUUUCACAACAUGUAAAGAAGAUUUUAGGCAAAUCAGAAGAAGUGUUACAAGCUGAGGCCCUAGCCAGGAUGCAGUUCUCUAACCCCGCCAACUUUGGGCCCAAAAAGUACUGUCUGAAGGAGUGUAUCUGUGAGGUGGAGGGCCAGGUGCCGUGUCCUGGCACCAAGCCGCUCCCCAAGGAGAUGACGGGCAAAUAUCUUGCCCAGAUGGCAGCGUCACAGGAGUGAGAGCCCGAGAGGGAGAGCGGAUUAUUGUAUAAUCACUGGACAAUAUGGUGUUAUGUUGUUAUGUUUGAUUUUUUACAGUCACAUAAAAGGACUGCUGCAUUGCAUAUUUUGUUAUGAAUAUGUGCAACUGAACUGGUCCCACCGUGCUGUGUGCAUUGUGAGAUCGUCACCUGCUGGACCGAGACUUUCCAGUCCAACGAAAGCAGCAGGAACCAACCAACACGUAACAUUAUUUGGACCAGGUGUGGAAAUUUUUUUUUUUUUGUUCAGCUGCCACUGUGGCUGCUUGAUUCCAAAAUCUAACAGCCACUGAAUAGAUAAAGAUUGUUGGGGUUUUUUGGCUGGUGAGUGAAGAGAAUCUAGCAGCCACUUGCAUGUUUUACCAGUAUUUGGCUGGUGGCUGCAAAUUUCCAACCCUGGUUUGGACAGUCAAUUCUCUGAGUGCUCCUAACUUAGCUUCAAAAAAUUGAGCGAGGAGUCUUAGCUUAGGAGUGAUUUAGGAAAAUUCGCAGAGCAACUCUGAGUGAGGAAGGGACAGAAACUUUUACCUUACUGAGGAGGUGUGGUUGACCCUGUUGUUAGGUAUGAUGUAUCCCUUUAACAGAUGUGAUUGGUUGUCCUUUUAUGAGCCUGUGUUUUUCCAGGUCUAAAAUAUCUUGCUAUGACUUUCAAGUGUUCAUUACUGCAUUGGUUGGGAGAUGUGUGUGAAAAUCUUUAAUGAGAUCAACCACAAACUUCCUUCCUGCACCAACUUAUCUCUAGCAUUUCAUAAACACAGUCAUUCAGCCUUUGGAGAGUAUUUCUCUUACUUCUUUUCCUUUUCACCAUUUUCUCCCCUCCUUAAAAGUCCUCCUCCCUGCUCCACAGUUUUUCACCUUGGGAGCUCUCUAAAGGGCUAAGAUGCUUUGUGAAUAACUUAUCUGUAUAAGGAUUUAGUCUUAACUCUAAGGGGAAAUUCAUAGAACAUGAUUUUUCUUAGAAUUUCAUCACCUGGGGCAACUCUUUGUACGAGAAAGCUUCGUGAAUAUGGCCUCAGGUGUUUGUACCGGAUGUGGCCUGGUUGUAGAAUUCACACACCCAGCACAGUGGUUUGAACAUUGAAAUAAAAAUGUCUUGCCUGUUCAGCUAUAGUUGUCGCUCUGUGUUAACACUAGUAAAUCUGGGGUCUUAUUCACAAAGCUUACAAAGAGUUUGUGGAAUUGUGAUGUUUUUUUUAGAAAUUUCCCUUAAAGUUAAGACUAGGUCCUUGUAAAGAUAAGUCAUACACUACUUAAAAGACCUCCUAAGGCGAGAAACUGUACGGAGCAGGAGGGGGACUUUUAAGAGGCUUAAGAGUUUUUUCAUCAGAGGAGAAAAUGGUGGAAACACAAAGUUUGUAGAAAUAUUCUCCUAACGCAGAAUGACAGUGAGCAAAUGAAAUGCUACAGAAUAGCUCGUGCAUGGAUAAUAUGUGUGGUUGAUGUCAUUAGGGAUCACUUUUCCCAACUUACGCUAUGACACCAGAAAUAAAAUGAUUACAACACUAAGAUACUUGGAAAACUGGAAAAAUCCAGCAGUGAUGUCUUGGGUCUGUCUCAACCUUCCAUCAGCAGAGUGAUCACACUAACAGUGACAACACU